AUGGAAAACAGCGUGCGGAAAGAUAACCAGGAGGUGUAUGUCGAUGCAGAGCGGGGGGUACCUGCCCAGUUUGGCCACGAAGGAACCCCUGCAACCCUCAAAACCGAAGCUUCCAACUCGGAAUUUGCUUUUAACCCCUGCGAGUGUCCAAAAGACACCUACACCCCCUCCUCGCUCGCCUACUCUGGCAGUUUCUAUGUUGAGGCAUCUCAGGGAGCGCCGUGCAGCACCGAAACACUUCUCAAUAUGAUCACUGAGAUUGUGGGUAUAUCCACACUGCCACUUUCAGAAGUGCAACACAGCGGCAACAGUCGGGGAACUUAUCCAUCGCCUGCUCCGAUGGACAACAGCAAUGGCAAUUUUGGAGACCCCGGCGUCAAGAGGCAAUCCUACACCUGCUCCGGACCUACCCCCCCUGUAUACUCUCCAGAUCAGACGUGCCCGAGGUAUGCUGAUGAUCAGGCCGGCGGCCAGGCCCAAGACACCGUCCAGCUGAGCUUCGGCUCCUCCCGAGCUUCAAACCAGGAAAAGGAUGAACCAAAGUCAGAGGCCGCUACUUUCCCUGUCGUGGUCAAGAAUGAAUUUGAAAGCAGCUGCUACGAGUGGGGAACAUUUAACAAAUCUGGCUGUUUGGAGACGAGUUUCCAGAUAGAAACCUUCCCAAUGUCAAGCGAUUUCCCCCCUGACCAGCAGAUGGACGUUAAGGAACUCUUAGACACAUUCCCCCCAAUGUGUCCCAACCCAGAGAUGGAGUUUAAAGUGGAGGGAGGUAUCAAACAGGAACCAUGUUUCUCUGAUACCUGUUCUCAGAGUUACUCCAGCCCCCUGUACAAUAAUUACCUCCCACCACCUCCGAUGGGCCUCUCCUCUAACCUGAAACCCUUCCCCGAACCUCCACAGCCAUCUAAUCAGUGUGAUUCCUUAUACACAUCACCAGCUUUACCGAGCACCAUAGACUCCAUCCUGUAUUCUUCCUUGUUGCCAGAUUCUUUCGCCCAAAGUUACACCACCCGCGCGACGAAACCCCCCAGGGCCAGGAAGAGCCCCGCCGCCUCUCACGGCCCAGCCAAAGAGAAACCCUUCACCUGCCCCAUGGAGAGCUGCGACCGGCGCUUCUCCCGAUCGGAUGAGCUCAACCGACACAUCCGCAUCCACACAGGCCACAAACCUUUCCAGUGCCGCAUCUGUUUGCGCAGUUUCAGCCGUAGCGAUCACCUUACCACCCACACCAGGACUCACACCGGAGAGAAGCCGUUUUCCUGCGACGUCUGCGGCAAACGGUUCGCCCGGAGCGACGAGAGGAAACGGCACGGACGUGUACACCUGAAACAGAAGGAGAAAAUGGAAAUAAAGCCACAGGUGACCACCGGUGCGUGGACUUUCACUCUUCCCGAGGGAAUUUGAAGACAAAGCUAUGUGUCCACACAUACAACAUUAGUAUCUUUCCGUCUUGGAAGAUAAGCCAGCCAACUACAAUUAUAUGUCUGAGUUAGUUUGACUGGCAAGCCAAUGCCUGGCACAAGACGUUUUUUUUAGGAGCAGAAAGGAAGAGAGAGGUCUGCUUCGGCCUUAUUGCCUGCUGCUGAUGCUGCUGACUUUAUGCAAAGAUGCAUAAGUUGUAAAAGUCGGUAAACAGAUCAACAGUGACUUGUUGCUGUUACUGUCAGUAGAGCCAAACAUCUCUGCUGCGGCAUUGCAUGACUGCUGUUCAGCACCUCUUCAUCUGGACAGCUCCA
This is a messenger RNA of Perca flavescens (yellow perch), 1736 nucleotides long. Its product is annotated as early growth response protein 1. NCBI's taxonomy places the organism in Eukaryota, Metazoa, Chordata, Actinopteri, Perciformes, Percidae. Gene Ontology annotation, molecular function: RNA polymerase II cis-regulatory region sequence-specific DNA binding; DNA-binding transcription factor activity, RNA polymerase II-specific. Gene Ontology annotation, biological process: regulation of transcription by RNA polymerase II. The record is from RefSeq and is a predicted model, not a curated record. The transcript is spliced from 2 exons. The coding region runs from base 1 to 1404 and encodes 467 amino acids.